AUGGGAAGUUUCAACACUACUUUCAUAGAAGGCUUUAUUUUGAUGGGCUUCUCAGAUUGGCCUCGGUUGGAAGUCUUCCUUUUCAUCUUUAUUUUGAUUUUCUACUCUCUAACUCUUUUUGGCAACACCACUAUUAUUGCUCUCUCUCAACUGGAUAUUCGACUGCAAACACCCAUGUUCUUCUUUCUCUGCCACCUCUCCUUCCUGGAUCUCUGCUAUACUACAAGCACUGUGCCCCAGCUUCUGAUCAAUCUUCGAGGAUCUGACCGCACCAUCAGCUAUGGAGGGUGUGUGGCCCAGCUCUUCGUCGUCCUUGCGUUGGGCUCCACUGAGAGUAUGCUCCUGGUGGUAAUGGCUUUUGAUCGCUAUGCUGCCAUCUGCCGUCCACUCCACUAUAUGACCAUUAUGCACCCCGUUCUUUGCCAGGCAUUGGCUGUUGUCGCCUGGUUGGGUGGUUUUAUAAAUUCUCUGAUUCAAACAGGUCUUAUGAUGGCCAUGCCUCUUGGUGGCCAUCACUUAAACCAUUUCUUCUGUGAGAUGCCUGUAUUCCUGAAGUUAGCUUGUGAGGACACCGGAGGAACAGAGGCAAAGAUGUUUGUGGCUCGAGCGGUAAUCUUGGUCUUUCCAGCGGUACUAAUUCUUGUCUCCUACGUACAUAUAACUAUGGCAGUGCUGAGGGUCAAGUCAGUGGCUGGACGGAGAAAGGCUUUUGGGACUUGUGGUUCUCACCUUCUUGUGGUUUCCCUUUUUUAUGGCUCAGCUAUCUACACAUACCUCCAACCCACUGGCAGUUAUUCGGAGAAGGGGGGAAAGUUUGUUGCUCUUUUUUAUACGAUUGUUACCCCCAUGCUCAAUCCUCUGAUUUAUUCCUUAAGGAACAAGGAUGUUAAGGGGGCCCUGACAAAGGUACUAGGGAGAGGCACAGGCUCAAGGUAG
This is a messenger RNA of Ochotona curzoniae (black-lipped pika), 936 nucleotides long. Its product is annotated as olfactory receptor 10-like. Lineage: Eukaryota; Metazoa; Chordata; Mammalia; Lagomorpha; Ochotonidae. Gene Ontology annotation, molecular function: G protein-coupled receptor activity; olfactory receptor activity. The record is from RefSeq and is a predicted model, not a curated record. Gene Ontology annotation, biological process: G protein-coupled receptor signaling pathway. Bases 1 to 936 code for a protein of 311 amino acids. The transcript has a single exon. Gene Ontology annotation, cellular component: membrane.